GUCAUUAAUUGCUCUUCAUACUUUUCUCGUUUGCUUUCAUUCAAUUUUGCGACUCUUCGUUCUUAUCGAAACCUGUCUGAUCUUUUUCUGUAAUGGCUGAAUCAAACCCCAACGCUCAACAACCAGAGAUGGCUAAGGUUCAAAGUGAGGAAGAGAAAUUGAAGUAUUUGGAAUUUUUGCAAGUGGCGAUGAUUCAUGCGGCGCUCUAUGUUGCAAAGGUGUAUGGUUACGCUAAGGAGAAUUCUGGUCCGUUGAAGCCUGGUGUUCAGUCUGUUGAAGGCACCGUCAAGACUGUGGUUGGCCCUGUUUAUGAUAAAUUUCAUGAUGUUCCUGUUGAGGUGCUAAAGUUUGUUGAUCGCAAGGUUGAUCAGUCUGUUCGUAAGAUUGAGACUCGUGUUCCUCCUAUGGUCAAGCAAGCUCCUGCAGCUGCUCGCUCUGUUGCAGCUGAUGUCAAGAGUGCUGGUGUGAUGGGAGCUGCAUCAGGACUUGCUAAGACGGUCUAUGCUAAGUAUGAGCCCACAGCCAAGGGACUUUACACCAAGUACGAGCCAAUUGCCGAGCAAUAUGCUGCGUCAGCUUGGCUUUCUCUCAACAAAAUUCCCAUGGUUCCUAAAGUGACUCAAGCAGUUGCUCCAACAGCUGCUUACUAUUCUGAGAAAUACAAUGUGAUGGUUCAGCAAACAGCAGAUAAGGGUUACAAGGUUGCUUCGUUUCUUCCAUUUGUGCCUACUGAGAAGAUUGCUAAGGUGUUCGGUACUCAGCCUGUGGCUUCCAACUAGAAAGGACCUACUGCUUUGCUUUAUGGCUCCUACGCAACUAGUAGUUUAGUUCCUUUUGAGGGGCUCCAUGUGAUCUGGAGUGCCUUGGAACGGUUAUUAUUUGCUUAUUGUGUUGUGGAUUGUUUGUUCUGUGAAGUGUGAAGUAAAUCAUGUGUUUGUCUAUUCGGUUUUCAUUUUUGAAAAAUUGUGAUUAAUUUCU
This is a messenger RNA of Capsicum annuum, 978 nucleotides long. RefSeq names its product REF/SRPP-like protein At3g05500. Lineage: Eukaryota; Viridiplantae; Streptophyta; Magnoliopsida; Solanales; Solanaceae. The record is from RefSeq and is marked provisional.